AAACAAUUCUUAAACAGUGUGUGGUGUAUCAACCAUGUUGACGUUUGGUUUUGACAGAAUCAUACUGCUAAUAUUCUUACAGAUAACAGUCUUGCCACAACGAAUUUCUGGAAAAAAUGAACUGGCUUAUUUAGCUAAAAAUAAAGAUGAGAAUGGAAGCAAAUUUUGGCUACUUCAAGAAAGCGACGAAUAUUUAAGUUUUUCUUGGAUUACAUUUAGUCCUUCUGUUAUCAAUGCAACGCAAUUUUAUUUAAAUAUCAAUUUUCAAAGACAGAUCGACCAGUCUGUUUAUGUGGAUGGAACGUCCGGAAAAUUUGGAAUCAAUUCAGGCCCAUGCAAAGAGUCAGAAUAUAAUAUUAUGGGGAAAAGAGCCGAAGAUGUUCACCCUAUAACAGUUACACAUUCACUUUAUUAUAAAAGAGUUCCGAGGAUCCAUUUCGUCCAGCUACCGUCUAGAAAUCUUCAAAAUGUAACAUGGGAACAAGAAUCUGCCUUCUGUAGUGCAGAUGACGUCACAGUUAUCUUCAGUGGACAAGACGAUCAACCACUUGAAAUGAUCAUCGUACAGGGUGAUGAGAAGAAGUAUUCUCUGAGAAAUCAAGCCGAAAAUCGAUUGAUCUUCACUAUCUCACAUGGAAACAGAUUCUCCCUACCAAAGUUGGUAACAGUCUUGCCACAACGAAUCUCUGAAGAAUAUGAACUGGCAUAUUUAGUUAAAAAUAAUGAUAGCUAUGGAAGCAAAUUUUGGCUACUU
Messenger RNA from Trichobilharzia szidati, 754 nucleotides. NCBI's taxonomy places the organism in Eukaryota, Metazoa, Platyhelminthes, Trematoda, Strigeidida, Schistosomatidae. The record is from the annotation of a GenBank genome assembly.